Molecule: messenger RNA, 700 nt
Organism: Dinoponera quadriceps
Lineage: Eukaryota; Metazoa; Arthropoda; Insecta; Hymenoptera; Formicidae
Gene: Dtd
Product: D-tyrosyl-tRNA(Tyr) deacylase 1
Exons: 2
Coding region: 148-450 (100 amino acids)
Biological process (GO): tRNA metabolic process
Cellular component (GO): cytoplasm
Molecular function (GO): D-tyrosyl-tRNA(Tyr) deacylase activity
Source: RefSeq, a predicted model, not a curated record
AAAUAAUAUUAUCAGUAUAUGCAUAAAUAACAUAUGUUUGCAUAAGUACGGAUAGAUGAGCAUUAAUCUGUAUGUCACAGAGUAAGAAAGAUAUUGAACACCAAAAUUUUUGAUGACGACAAGGGUAAAAGGUGGGGUGCCAGUGUAAUGGACAAGAAAUAUGAAAUAUUAUGCAUUAGUCAGUUCACACUGUAUCAUGUUUUAAAGGGAAACAAAUUAGACUUUCAUAGAGCAAUGCCCGCACAAGAAUCAGAACGAUUUUAUAUGAAUUUUCUUGCUGAGCUCUGUAAAAGAUAUAGUCCAGAAUUGGUAAAAGAUGGUAAGUUUGGUGCAAUGAUGGAAGUUUGCAUACAAAAUAAUGGGCCGGUGACAUUGGAAAUAGAAUCCCCCACAAAGUCUAUUUCUAACAAUGAUACUAUGAAUAUUAAGAAGAAAGAAGUAUCUGAUUAAGCAAAGUGUUUAUGUAUUAUGAAAAAUCAAUAGCUCGAUAAACAAUAAACAAUAAUGUUAUAUAUAGUACACAAUGUGUAUAUACUUAUUCAUCCUGAUAUGACUUGAAAUCAGUUUACUUUAUCUUCUUACACUUAUAUUUGUGAAUUAUGCUCUCUAAAUAUUGUUAUUUUUAUUCGCCACAUUUUGAAUAACAGAAAUGGCUGAUGAUAUCUUAAAGAAUAUUUCAUAAACAAUAUUUAUGUAUUUU